CCAGUAACAAGUGAGAGCGCUCCGCCCGCGGCCGCCCCAGCCCCCUCCCCCGGCCCCAGCUCGGCAGCAAAGCGCACGGCAUCACCAGCUCCUCGCGCGCGGGUUUUUCUCUGCAACUUUCCCAGCCGACGACAUGGAAGCCUCUUCCAGCUCCUAAUGCGCCGCGGGCCCGGGAUCGCUUUCCUUAUCCUCUGGGCCCCUGGGUGUCCUGUGCACAGAUGACUCCCGAGCCCCGCUGACAGCUGUCUUCCCUGUCCUGGCUGCUGCCUCUGUUUCCUUGAGUUAGUUUCCCAAGGAUAUUUUUUUAACGGAACUCGGGAUCUCUUGGACUGAAUGGAACUUUUUGCUGCCCGUUUCUGUUGCUGAUUCUGUCAGUGGACAAGGAAAAAGGCUUCGGAGGCAAAAGAGGCGCAGGGGAGGUGGAGGAAGAGGACGAGGAGGAAGAGGAGGAGGAAGAAGCCGAAGGGGCUUGGCGCGGGUGUGUGCAUGUGUGCAUGCGUGUGUGAGUGCAUGUGUGUGAACACCGCCGCUGCCCAGGACCCCCAGCCCCGAAGGUGUUGGCCGAAAUAUGGAGAAUAGUCUUGGAUGUGUCUGGGUACCCAAGCUGGCUUUUGUACUCUUCGGAGCUUCCCUGCUCAGCGCGCAUCUUCAAGUCACGGGUUUCCAAAUUAAAGCUUUCACAUCCCUGCACUUCCUGUCGGAACCCUCUGAUGCUGUCGCAAUGCGGGGAGGAGAUGUCCUGCUCAACUGCUCUGCAGAAUCAGACCAAGGAGUUCCUGUUAUCAAGUGGAAGAAAGAUGGUAUCUACCUAGCCUUGGGCAUGGAUGAAAGGAAGCAGCAACUUCCCAAUGGGUCUCUGUUGAUACAAAACAUACUUCAUUCCAGACAUCACAAGCCGGAUGAAGGACUUUACCAAUGUGAGGCAUCGUUGGGAGAUUCUGGAUCAAUUAUUAGUCGGACAGCAAAAGUGUCAGUAGCAGGACCUCUGAGAUUCCUUUCCCAGACAGAAUCUAUCACAGCCUUCAUGGGUGAUACAGUGCUACUCAAGUGUGAAGUCAUUGGGGAGCCCAUGCCAACCAUAUACUGGCAGAAAAAUCAACAAGACCUCACUCCAGUCCCAGGAGACUCACGUGUGGUGGUCUUGCCCUCUGGUGCAUUGCAGAUCAGCCGACUUCAACCGGGGGAUAUUGGCAUCUACAGAUGUUCAGCACGGAAUCCAGCCAGCUCCAGGAUAGGAAAUGAAGCAGAAGUCAGAAUUUUAUCAGAUCCAGGGCUGCACAGGCAGCUCUAUUUCCUGCAAAGGCCGUCCAACGUUGUAGCCAUCGAAGGGAGAGACGCUGUUCUGGAAUGUUGUGUUUCUGGUUAUCCUCCGCCAAGUUUUACCUGGUUACGAGGCGAGGAAGCUGUCCAACUCAGGUCUAAAAAGUAUUCUUUAUUGGGUGGCAGCAACUUACUCAUCUCCAAUGUGACAGACGAUGAUAGUGGAACCUACACCUGUGUUGUCACUUACAAGAAUGAGAAUAUUAGUGCCUCCGCAGAGCUCACAGUCUUGGUUCCACCAUGGUUUUUAAAUCACCCUUCCAACCUCUAUGCCUAUGAAAGCAUGGAUAUUGAGUUUGAAUGUGCAGUUUCUGGGAAGCCUGUGCCCACUGUGAAUUGGAUGAAGAAUGGAGAUGUGGUCAUUCCUAGUGAUUAUUUUCAGAUAGUGGGUGGAAGCAACUUACGGAUUCUUGGGGUAGUGAAGUCAGAUGAAGGCUUUUAUCAAUGUGUGGCUGAAAAUGAGGCAGGCAAUGCCCAAAGCAGUGCACAGCUCAUCGUACCUAAGCCUGCUAUCCCAAGCUCCAGUGUCCUCCCUUCUGCUCCCAGAGACGUGGUCCCUGUCUUGGUUUCGAGUCGCUUUGUCCGGCUCAGCUGGCGCCCACCUGCAGAAGCAAAAGGGAAUAUUCAAACGUACACGGUCUUUUUCUGCAGAGAGGGCGACAACAGGGAGCGAGCAUUGAAUACAACCCAACCUGGGUCCCUUCAGCUCACUGUGGGAAACCUGAAACCAGAAGCCAUGUACACUUUCCGAGUUGUUGCCUACAAUGAGUGGGGGCCCGGGGAGAGUUCUCAACCCAUCAAGGUGGCCACUCAGCCUGAGUUGCAAGUUCCAGGGCCAGUAGAAAACCUGCAAGCUGUAUCUACCUCACCUACCUCAAUUCUUAUUACAUGGGAACCUCCUGCCUAUGCAAAUGGUCCAGUCCAAGGUUACAGAUUGUUCUGCACUGAAGUGUCUACUGGAAAAGAACAGAAUAUUGAGGUUGAUGGACUAUCUUAUAAACUGGAAGGCCUGAAAAAAUUCACGGAAUAUACUCUUCGAUUCCUAGCUUAUAAUCGCUAUGGGCCAGGAGUAUCCACUGAUGAUAUUACAGUAGUGACACUUUCUGAUGUGCCGAGUUCUCCACCUCAGAAUGUCUCACUGGAAGUGGUUAAUUCAAGGAGUAUCAAAGUAAGCUGGCUUCCUCCUCCAUCAGGAAUGCAAAAUGGAUUUAUUACUGGCUAUAAAAUUCGACACAGAAAGACAACCCGCAGGGGUGAGAUGGAAACACUGGAGCCAAAUAACCUCUGGUACCUGUUCACAGGACUGGAGAAGGGGAGUCAAUACAGUUUCCAAGUAUCGGCCAUGACUGUCAAUGGCACUGGGCCUCCUUCCAACUGGUAUACAGCAGAGACCCCAGAAAGUGACCUGGAUGAGUCUCAAGUUCCUGACCAGCCAAGCUCACUUCAUGUGAGGCCCCAGACCAACUGCAUCAUCAUGAGUUGGACUCCUCCGUUGAACCCAAACAUUGUGGUACGAGGUUACAUUAUUGGAUAUGGUGUUGGGAGUCCUUAUGCUGAGACAGUACGUGUGGACAGUAAGCAGCGGUAUUAUUCCAUUGAGAGGUUAGAGUCAAGUUCCCAUUAUGUAAUCUCCCUGAAAGCUUUCAACAAUGCAGGAGAAGGUGUUCCUCUCUAUGAAAGUGCUACCACCCGAUCUAUAACAGACCCCACUGACCCCGUUGAUUAUUAUCCUUUGCUUGAUGAUUUCCCCACUUCGGUCCCAGAUGUCUCCACCCCCAUGCUCCCACCAGUAGGUGUACAGGCUGUGGCUCUCACUCAUGAGGCUGUGAGAGUCAGCUGGGCAGACAACUCUGUCCCCAAGAACCAGAAAACAUCUGACAUGCGACUUUACACCGUCCGGUGGAGGACCAGCUUUUCUGCCAGUGCCAAGUACAAGUCAGAAGAUACAACCUCUCUCAGUUACACAGCAACGGGCCUCAAACCAAACACAAUGUAUGAGUUCUCAGUCAUGGUGACAAAAAACAGAAGGUCAAGCACGUGGAGCAUGACUGCACACGCCACCACUUAUGAAGCUGCCCCAACCUCUGCUCCCAAGGAUUUGACAGUCAUUACUCGAGAAGGGAAGCCCCGCACUGUCAUUGUGAGCUGGCAGCCUCCCUUGGAAGCCAAUGGGAAAAUUACUGCUUAUAUCUUGUUUUAUACAUUGGACAAGAACAUUCCCAUAGAUGACUGGAUUAUGGAGACCAUCAGUGGAGAUCGGCUUACCCAUCAAAUCAUGGACCUCAACCUUGACACUAUGUAUUACUUUCGGAUUCAAGCACGGAAUGCAAAGGGUGUGGGACCUCUCUCUGAUCCCAUCCUCUUCAGGACUCUCAAAGUGGAGCACCCUGACAAAAUGGCUAAUGAUCAAGGUCGUCAUGGAGAUGGAAGUUAUUGGCCAGUUGAUUCUAAUUUGAUUGAUAGAAGUACUCUCAAUGAGCCACCCAUUGGGCAGAUGCACCCCCCACACGGCAGUGCCACUCCGCAGAAGAACAGCAACCUGCUGGUGAUCAUCGUGGUCGCUGUCGGGGCCAUCACCGUGCUGGCGGUGGUGAUCGCAGCAGUGAUUUGCACACGGCGCUCCUCAGCACAGCAGAGAAAGAAACGAGCCACCCACAGUGUGGGCAAAAGGAAAGGCAGUCAAAAGGACCUUAGACCCCCUGACCUUUGGAUACAUCAUGAAGAAAUGGAGAUGAAAAACAUUGAGAAGCCAUCAGGAACUGAACCUGCAGGAAGGGACUCCCCCAUCCAAAGCUGUCAAGACCUCACACCAGUCAGCCACAGCCAGUCAGAAAGCCAACUGGGCAGCAAAAGCACUUCCCACUCAGGUCAAGAUACUGAAGAAGCAGGGAGCUCUAUGUCCACUCUGGAAAGGUCCCUGGCUGCACGCCGUGCUACCCGGACCAAGCUCAUGAUUCCCGUGGAGGCCCAGUCCAGCAACCCUGCUGUUGUGAGUGCCAUCCCUGUGCCAACCCUAGAAAGUGCCCAGUACCCCGGAAUCCUCCCAUCUCCCACAUGCGGGUACCCCCAUCCGCAGUUCACUCUCCGGCCGGUACCGUUCCCAACACUGUCAGUGGACCGAGGUUUUGGAGCAGGAAGAAGUCAGUCAGUGACUGAAGCGCCAGCCACACAACAGCCACCCCUGCUGCCUCCAGCUCAGCCCGAGCAUCCCAGCAGCGAGGAAGCCCCCAGCAGAACCAUUCCCACCGCUUGUGUCCGACCAACUCAUCCUCUCCGCAGCUUCGCCAACCCUCUGCUACCUCCGCCCAUGAGUGCAAUAGAACCGAAAGUCCCAUACACACCACUUCUGUCCCAACCAGGGCCUACUCUUCCCAAGACCCAUGUGAAAACCGCAUCUCUUGGGUUGGCUGGAAAGGCAAGAUCCCCUUUGCUUCCCGUGUCUGUGCCAACAGCCCCUGAAGUGUCUGAAGAGAGCCACAAGCCAGCGGAGGAUCCAGCCAGUGUGUAUGAACAGGAUGAUCUGAGUGAGCAAAUGGCAAGUUUGGAAGGGCUGAUGAAGCAACUUAAUGCCAUCACGGGCUCAGCUUUUUAACAUGUAUCACUGAAGUGAUGAGGUGAAUUUUCUGUGAACUUUGCAGCAUACCAGUUUACCAUAACAGCACACCUGUGUCCAAGAACUCUAACUGGUGUAAUGGUCAACCAUCAGGACAACUCAGUUACAGAAGGUCUGAAGCAGUUUAGAAGGAAUAAGCAUCCCACCCUUCAUAGGAAUCAGGAAUUGUAAAAUGAUGCCUAUGAGGUCCCUCCGCAAAAGCAGAGAUGCAUCUUCAAUGCAAAGUCUUGGCUGCGGCUGCUGAGAGAGUCCUGGGUCACUUACUGCAGCUGCCACCUGUCAUCGCUGAUGCCUGUGCUUUCUUUUGUCAAGACCAGUCUUUCCAUGUGCAGGUCUAGUCCUAGGAAAUGCAAGUGCAUUUUCUAAGCCUGUGCCAUCCCAUGGCAGACCAGUGCAAGGUCGCUAUUUUUAUUUUCAUUUUUUGAGAGUAUGAAGCACCCAUGGGUAAUCUCACUCCAUAGCACCAAAGGAUUGGAUGUUUCCCUAACAGCACAAAAGUAUUUAAAGUAAAACAAAACAAAAGACAGUGAAUGCUUAUGUUUAUGACUCAGUUAUUCAUAUCACACAAGUGGCAGAUAUUAGUAAGUGGUUUGAAAUUUACAAAUUUUAGAAAGGAAGAAUUUGUAAACCCUCCCUUGGUUAACAUCUAUGUCUGGAAUGCAGGAACACAAAAAUCUGUGACUGGUGGCUUUGUGCCAGCAGCACCAUAAUUCCAAAAUGAGGACACAGUAUGCGGUCUUCUCAGACAUGGUGAUAAUAUGCUUAGACUUAUAGUAGGACAGCUAUCAAUUUGGGUGGCUUCUGUGCCGUCCCACACUGUGAUGACAAGUCAGAGUGUCUGCUUCAGGAGCUCAGCCACGGGAGCUCCCUCCUCCCUCCUUCUCAGCCCUCCCUAGUUUCUCCUUAGCAAUGAGCCUUAGAGAAGGAGGGCAGCUCCGUACAUCCGAUAGCCCUCUAUAGAAACUGGUGACUUCCUGAGAAUGGGCUCUGAAAAAGGAGAGGAACAUGAAAGACAGUUCCCAGAACACCUCUUCUUGAGUGGUGCCACAUACACUGUCAGCAUCUUCAGUGAGCUAUGCCAGCAAUGCUGACAAAUAUUGACCACCUGGCUCUAGUGCCAGGGUAAAUCUUUCAUGCCAUGCCUCUGUCAGAGUCUAGGAGCUGCAGAAGGAUGGGUGCCACUUCACACCUGACACACCAUAACUCCAGUAGAAAUUUUCAUAGCAGCAUAGUGUACUGUGGUCUAGAAUUUUACACUUCUACCACCAUGUUACCCACAGCUUGGAACUAGCUGAAAUUAAGAACAUUUUGUGUGCACCCUUUUAGCUUAUGAAUUUUCAGCUGUAUUGGGAGUUAAUCCCUAUUUAUGCAGCCAAGUCGCCGAAAGGAAGCUAGUUUGCAUAUUUAUCAGUUAGGUGACUUGAAAAUCCAAUGAAAGAGUUUCAGCCGAAUUAUUCCUUUCCGCUCUGCCUUUGAUUUCAAGCUUGAAUAGGUCAUAAUUUUAAAAGAGCAUGGCAAGGAUAGGAUCUUUACAACCUAAUAGCUCCUUUUAUUAGGUGGGUAAUUAUAUAUGAAUCCCUGAAUGAAAUAUUUUGAGCAAAAUGGCACUGUAACAGAAGUAAUAAUUCAGAUUAUUUUUUUACAGUUUUAUGUCAGGAAGGAAAUCUGAUGUCAAAGAGAGGGCUUGUUCAAAUGGUUCAUUAGUAGGUCCGGUCCAUUUGUAAAGCAGUUCCUUCAACAAGAGUGCUUCUUCCAUUUACCAAGAAUCUCUGGAAGUCCUUUCAAAGAGCUAUGUGAUGUUAUUUGAUGGGACAGAAUACUUUUGUUCAAUAUCUGGGUACUUAGGUAGAUAGCCCUUCACCAAUCUGAAAUAGAGCACUUCAUAACACAGUACUGAAUCUUUCAAACUUAAUCCAUCACUGCAAAGGUUAAAGUCCUUAUGAAGCUAGCCUAACUUUCUCAAGGUACUAGAAUACCCUCUCCUUUUCAUUACACACAAACAAAGGGACAUUUGGUACUCACUAGCACUAUCCCAAGUACUUAGUUUGAGAUGUGCUACAGAUCUUAGAUAUCAGGGACUGAUUUUUAACUAAAACCUGUUUGUAGAAUAUAGUUGGACAAUCAAAACAACUAGCAUUUUCACAAAAAUUUUAAAAUUCUCCAGUCAACAUUUUAGUUUAAUCUUUAAAAAUUUAUAAAAGUAUACAUUAUGUUUUUGGACUGGCACUAUAUUUCUGCCACCUGCUUUUGAAACUUUCCUUAAACAUGUACAAUUGUUUAGCAUUAUUAAUUAGUCAUACCGCCAUCUCUUGCAUGGACAGUAGAAUCACUUAAAACAUGCUCAUAAGUCUCCAAUAUCAUUUACUGGGCAUUUUAAUGUGCAAUGAGCUUAGCAUUGCUUCUGUAUAGCUCUUGUCCCCUAACCCCUGUGAGUUUCACUUGUGCACAAAGAACAUGCCCAGGUAUCAGGUCACUUUUUAAAUUCCCUAGUCUCCUGAUCUCUAGACAGGGAAAAAAAUAAAGGAAAAAAAAAAAAAACAUCCAUGGUGAAUAGUGUGUGGUAGUCUCUAUUUUGCUUCUUUUCUGAGUCUAGUUCAUGGCAUAACCAGACCCUGUGAGCUCAUAAAUCUCUCUGACUCCUCUAGGGCAAAGCUUGACAGGCAGCCAGCAUCUCUGCCAGCAGGAGUCAUUUCUCCCUGAGAAAAAAGAAAAUCAAACUUGGCAGAGCAUGUUCAGACCUCCCAAAACUUUGCUGAAAUGCAAGGCAAAAGGUUGAUGUAGGAAAAGUUUAGUAUUUUUCUUUGUAUUCAAUUCUGAUAAAAACAAAGUGAGCUAUUUUCAUUUCUCUAGAAAUUUCUGCAUUUGUUAAAAUCACAAAAAUAAGGAUAGCUCAAAAUGUGCACAGAAUAUUUAUAUAAUGCUAUAGCAAAAAUGUAAAUAUUUCUUAGUGAUUCUCAUUCACUGGGUAACUGGUUGUAGCAGCCUCUUUGAGCAAUAGUCUCAUAAGCUUCUAGACUAUUUAAAUAAUAACAGCUUUACAUUUGGGCACUAUAAAAUGCACAUUCAAUUGAACCUCUAAAAAUUACCAAGCCAGUGUUCUAAGAUAUGGAUUUUCUAAGGCUUUCUUUUAGCAGCUAAAUAUAACUAAUUUGUUUCUUCAAAAUAAAGAUUGUUAGCCAGGUGUGGUGGCGCAUUCCUUUAUCCCCAGCUCUCGAGAGGCAGAGAUAGGAGGAUCUUCAUGGGUUUGAGGCCACCCUGCAACUACACAGUGAAUUCCAGGUCAGCUUGAGCUAGAGUGAGACCCUACCUUGAAAAAUCAAAUAAAGAACUACAUAAAGAUUGUUGAAAAUCCAGUGCAGGUGUAUCCCCUGCCUUGCUGGCAUCUAAUAUUAGACUGAUAUUUCAGACAGCAUUCUGAAAUGCAAGCUUUCCAGAUAAACCCUUGCAGGUCUUUGUGGGAAGCCCUCAGAGUUUGUAUUUAUGUUCACUGAAACUUUCCAACUCAGUUUCCUUCCACUAACAUUGGAAGAAUCAGCAUCUUAAAGCCACCAGCAAGUGGGAUAAAUUGUCUCAGAAAUGGAAGCUGGACUGUAACAAAAGGCGACCUCUUAAGAGAUUACCUUAUCAUUCUACAUAUACUUGUAUCCCAAGCCCAGAGCUCUAGUGGUCUUGGCAUGCUCUUUCCCAGUGAAAGGGCCAACAGAAAAUGGAAACAUUUUCAAGUCUUAGAUAAAUUUAAAGAAAAAAGCAGUCUGUACCUUAAAUUAGACGUGAAGAAGUCUUCUCCCUCCCUUCUUUACCCACUUCUGUUCAUGCAGCCACAGACAAUCCCCAAAACUAAAGCUUAGUAUCAUGCCCUGCUUAUUGUUACAUCAAUACAGGCCCAGGACAUUAUAGAGUUACAGAAGCAAUCACACACUUUCUUUUCCAAAAUCAUAUUCAAAACAUUUUCCUCAUAAUUUGUAUUCUUCCAGUGCUUUCAGAAGUCAUUUUAAUAUUACUCAGAAAAGCUAUCCACCUAAGGCCAGUAUAAUAAAGUAUUUCAAAUAAUUUUGAAAUUAUAGAUAUUUUAUAUGACAUCCCACCCUAUUAAAAAAUGUACACAACCAUACCCAAGUAUACUCUGCUAGUCCAAACUCUGCUUCCAAAAAUAUUUGAUUCUGAAAAGAAAUGCUACUAUUCCUUGGUCAGUGUGGUUAGAUAGGAGGUCCAAUGCCAUGCCCACUGUAGGAAAUGCAGAACCUCUGACCUAGACUCUCCUGGCCACCGUUGAAUAACAUUCACUUGCCUGACUUCCAGCUGCACUCUGAAGGGUGUUUUAUCUUGCUCUCUGUAGAGAGCCUUUGUAAGU
This is a messenger RNA of Jaculus jaculus (lesser Egyptian jerboa), 9284 nucleotides long. It is a transcript of the gene Dcc, whose product is annotated as DCC netrin 1 receptor. NCBI's taxonomy places the organism in Eukaryota, Metazoa, Chordata, Mammalia, Rodentia, Dipodidae. Gene Ontology annotation, molecular function: protein binding. The record is from RefSeq and is a predicted model, not a curated record. Gene Ontology annotation, biological process: cell-cell adhesion. Gene Ontology annotation, cellular component: membrane. The transcript has 29 exons. The coding region runs from base 569 to 4912 and encodes 1447 amino acids.